AUGCAGCACUCCAGGGACAGCGACACUUGGUCCUUGCACCCAACCAUGGUGCACUGGCCGACGAGAGGAGUACUGUUGCGCUGGGCGAAGCGGCCAAAAGGCAUGCAGUUUCAUACAAUUUGCGUCCAGGCCAGACUCUGGCCUGAUGCAGCGUCGGUCGAGGGCUACAAAGGAGUCGUGCGAACGCACCAUAUUCAUUUUCACAAGCUGCCGGCCCCGCAGGAGUUUCCGGACAUGAAAUGCUUCCUUUUCGUCGUGGACCCGAAGCAGGAUGUCGGGCGGGAGGCUCGCUCCAUGACCGCCGUCGACAACGAACUUGCGGCACUAGGCAAGCUGCAGGCCGCGCAGGAGCAAUCGCCGCUUCAUGCGGGGAAGUCGUAUCAGUUUCAGGUGAUCGCUUACGAUGACGAAGGCAGCGUGGUCGAGACAUCCGCCUGGUCGCGGCCGACAACCAUUGACGUCCGCAGGAAGUUUGUCGAGCUCCCUUUGCUGCUGUGGCAAGGCUGGUGCCGAAUCGUGCCGUCCAGCACCUUCAAGUAUUUCGUGAAAAAGCACUGCGUCACCUUGCCAAAGGAUCCGGCCAUGAGGAUCAGGUUGAAGCAGCUCCGGCUGACCCUGGUCUCCCCGGGUGCAGAGUGCCUGGCCGGCGCACCGCCAGCCCCAGUAGGGGCGGAGACCCCGCUCGAGCAGGUGCAGGUCCUGUUCUCCACGUCUGGAGGCAAACUCAAGGCAACCGACCAGGUCCUGCUUCCCUCGCGGGAUGAGCGUAAGGAGAGGCGACUGCAGAAGCCGAUGUCCGAGGUGUUUCCAGGCUCGGUCCGUGCGGACGCAGGUCAACAGUGCGUUGUGCUUGAUGCCUUUCAAAAAGCCAUCGAGAUCGAUGUAGGCAGCGAUUUAAGUGAGCAGCUGACCAUUGAAGUCUCCGUGACCUCCGAGGAUGGAAAGGAAACCACGGCUGCAAAGUGGAAGUCCGACUGGUCGCACCUGUUGGAUGUCUUUAGCCAUCGCAGAUCUGCAAAGCAGGAACUUUCAGACGAGAUUGUCCUGCUGGAGGGCCUUACGCCUGUGGCGUUUCUAUCGGCUCGGUUUGAGAUCAGCAACCCAUGCUUACCAUCGACGGCACGCCCUAAUGCAAGCCCUGCUGCCAACGAAGACUUUCCUGACAUAUUUGAAAAGAUCCGACCCGGCUGCGCAGUGUACUGGAGCGAGUCUGUGAAGUUGGAGUGGGAUGUGCCGACAGAGAAUCAGGACACAGAUGUCGAGGUGGUUUUGGUGGGUUACGAGCUGGAUAUCUCCAAGCUGGCGCGCAAAAAGAUCGUGCCGCGUAGCAGCAGCUUUUCAACAACGCUCUGCUCAUUGAAGCUCCGUGCCGGACAGCAAACCGUGGUGAUGUGUCCACCACAACUUCUGCAAGAUGGGAUGCUGUGCUGCCACAUGCAGGCCUUCGUGAACCAAGAAGGCACCAGAAAAUUGGUGCUUUGCAGCCACCAGUUUGCCGUGGUGCGACCCAUCCUGAUCCAGGACUUGGAGCUUUGCUACGCCGGCUUUUGCGCCAGACGUGGCAUUCGUAUGGAGCAGGUCGACGUCGACAGGUUUGGCGAUUUCGGCAUCCGAACCACGGAGCGGCUCCUGCACGUGGCCCGCGGGUUCCGUGCUCCACUUCCCGUGCCGCACGAGCUGAAGGUAGUCCAGCACGAAGAAGAACUUCGCGCCAUGGCUCCGGAUUCGCCCAACUUGAUUCUCAUCGAGAACGGCCCAUCUGUAAUCCUCUCUUCGGAAGACGACCCGAUGCAACUGCGAUACUGCAGUCUAUCGCAGGAAAUUCACGGAGUGCACGCCAAGCAACCUUCCAAGUUUGGACGACAACUGUCAGUUGCCAAAACUCAAGAGGCCCUGACCACACCACUGUUGUCAGCAGGUGAGGACGAUGAGCAGGCCCAGGCAUCAAUAGCCCCAGUUACACCGACGACACCAGUGUCACCAAACAGCCACAAGCCUCGCACAGUUGAUGGCCACCGACAGUCGGUGGAGAUCCCCACCAACGUAUUCUGGAGGCCUACUGUCGAGUCCCAUGGCUCCGACUUUGGCCACAUGGCUACCAGUUGCUCGCCAAUGCAGCCUGCGAAGACCGAUGCUGGCCAAGUGGAGUGCUUUCUGCUCGUCCUUGGGCUGGGAUGCUUGCCCUGUCCAAGCGCGGUCCGCCUGGCCCGCGAGGCUGGCGCCACAUUGAAGGCCGAGAUCGAUCGGGAGGAGCUCUGGCGAGCUUGCUUUCUGCAACGCUAUCCUGAUCGACCCGCUGUUGCUGGACUGGUCGAGUCGGGCUUGUCCUCGCUUGCUCCCUCGCUUUGGCGAUUGGCAGGGAGGCUACCACCCAGGGAAGGGCUCCGCCUGGAUAUUGGUGACCCAGAGACGGACACGGGCGCGCACGACUGGCAAGCCGGGCUGCUGGUGGUAGGAGGCCCUCGCAGUGGGAAAACCUGGCUGGUGCACCGCUUUUGCACUGGUGGCGUGCCCGAUCGGCUGGACAAGGUUCCGAGCUUGGGCACAGACAUGCGCGUCGUUCGGGUGAGGAUGCGCUCGAAGCAGCUGCACACGCGGGGCCGCCUGCGAAUUUGGGAGCCCUCGGGCUUCAGUCGCAAGCAGGCCUUGGGAGGCUACUUGAAGGCUGCGCAAGUAGUGGUCGUCGCCGUCGAUGCUACUGAACUUCAAGCUCCACACGAAGCGAAACAGCUUCUCUCCAAGGCGUCGGAGUCCAUGCGGCCUGGUACAAUCCUGGCGCUUUGUGGCCUCCAAGUAGAUCGGCUCUCGCCGCCUCAGUACCGAGCGGCAAGUCACCUGCUGGGGCAGUCGGCGAAGAUGGCGCAUGCAGAGUUUGGGAUGUGCAGUGCCUUGACUGGAGAGGGUGUCGAGGACUUCUUCUGCGCCGUCCUAGCCGCUUGUCAGGAGAGCAGCAUCGACCUGCCAGCAGCAGAGCCCGUGCUGAAUCGCGUGGCUGGGACGCUGACGAGCACUGAGCUGCUGCGUGCAUUGCUGCAUCGCGACGAGCGGAGUGCAGACUGGGUGUCGGACCCGCUGCUCAAGUACGCCCUGCUGCCAAACUUUGUGGCUGAGACGCAGGAUCCACUGGAAAUUUGUUUGAGAGGUGUGCUGCUGACCCUGAUGUUCUGGGUGCAAUUCGCUGCGCUGUUAGUGCCGGUGAUGUGCCUACACGCCCUAGUCGUCUGGCACGAUGCGAUCCGCGCGGUUACCAGAUCCGAUCUCUUUAGCCAAGACACGGAGCACUUCUUCCUGUUAGACUUCGUCAUGGAGCCGACCCCUUUCCGCUUCGCCAACUUGGAUUAUGCAACGAAGCUAAUCCUAGGCAGUUCGCUGCUGUACUUCAUGCUGAUCGGGGCCACGGUAGCGUAUAGCAUGGUCAUUGGGUUACCAAAGCCGCUGCCUGCGGAUGGGUUUUUCGAGGGAGCCGACAGAAUCAUCAUGUGCGUUACCUCGGUCUUAGUGGCCGGCACCACGCUCGUUGUUACAAACGCAUUGGUGUGGAUUGUUCUGGGGUCCCUCAUCCGACCGGCGGACCUUAUCCCUUACGCCAUCAUGCUUGCAGCAGUGGUCACGAUGGGGCACAGCAUGCUCUCCAAGUUCCGGGGUAUGAAGAAGUACUGCGAAUCGAAGAUGACCACCUUGCUCGAUGCGGCGCUGGUCGCCAUUUUCAAGGUGAUGGCAGGUGACAGGCAGAUUCUGAACGAUGUGGAAGAGAAAAAAGAGGAGUUCGAACACCUCAAGGACAAGGUCAGCCAUCUGGUCCCCAAGGGGGAGCAGCACAUGCGCGAAGCAAUGACGCAGAUGGUGAAGGAUGGAAGGAACCAACCUGGGACCAAGGAAUUCCUUAAAGCCCUGGAAAAGGGCCGCAAGCAGCCAGUAAAAGCGCAAGACUUGAAGGCUGCUGAGAAGCAGCGCAAGGUCAAGAAGCUUGCUAAAGGCUUGGCCGUGCACACGGCCACUGUGGAGCUGAUGCUGGACUGCUUUGAUAACUUUGUGAUCCUCAAGCGCCUCAGUGAAGACAGUGCAGCUCACGCCAACAGUUCCGCAUCAACACUUUCGACACUGAUCUCCACAGCGCGAAAGGACUGUUUGUUUGGCCACUUCUUGAGGCCAGACAAGGGCAAGGACAACAAGGACGAGGACAAGGCUCCCGAGCCCAAGGAGGCCAAGAUCCAUCCUGAUCCCGAGUCGGAGCCGCGGGUGCUCUCGCUGCUCUAUCAUCUGCAGAAUGAGGAGAUGGAGAGGAUGGAUGCAGUCGUUGCGCAGUGCUUGAGCAAGUGUCUGAACUGGUCCUUUAUCAGCCGGCAAGUGGACGUCUUCUGCUCGCAGACGUUGCCGUCCGGGGUUGUUCUCAAUGCCGUGGAGCGUGAGGUGUCUGUGGUUGUGCAGGGCAGCGCCGCUGCUCAGGUCAUCUUAGGCGCGUUUCAAGUCGGCUACGAGCUCUUCGAGACAAGGUACAGGACCAAUCCGCUGGAAAUCUUCUCAGACUGUGGCCUGCUGACCGCGGAUGUUGUCAAAAGGCCGCAGGUGCAAUUCAUCCUCAAUUCAGAGAUUGAUGCUCAGCUGAAAGGCGGUUCUGAAUUGUCGCCCAAAGCCCUUAUUGCGGCGGUGAGGAGCAUCUGUCUACAAAAUGAGAAGGUUGCGCUGACGACGGGAAGCCAGCCCAAAGCGUACUUCUGGUACAAAGCGCUGGUGGCAGUCCUGAAGGACUUGGGCUGGAGCAAGGAGGAACUUGAGCCAUCAAAGGGUUGGCUGCAGCAACGCUGGGAAGAGCUGACGGAUGGAUGUGGCCUGUUCGAGUACAGCUCCACCGAGGAAGUCGUAAGCCUGGUUCUUCGCAUAAGCAAUGGGGGAUUGUGGAAGGCUGCAGCGAAAUCAAUGCUACUGAAAGCCGGUGUGGGUGGCUAUGCAUGCUGCCAGGGAAUCCCGAAGGAGGCUGCCGAAAUGGCAAGGGAGCUGGAAGGUUGCAACGUGCUGGACCUCUCCUUGGUGAACGAGAAGUGCGAUUGGCCACCUGAUGUAACCAAGCUCUGGGAGGAGUGUGCGACUGUGGCCUCGCCCGACGGGCCCUCCUUCCUUCAUGCCUCGAAAGUCCUGCAAUUCAUGGAAGCCUUGGUCUACGAACCGGCUGAGGACAAGACCGAGGAGGCCAAGCAGAAACUCGUACCUCUGUCUCCAUUUGCCAACUCCAUGGAGGACCUGGCAUGGCAAAAGGAGACCGGCAAAGCUCCCAACCUCUGGCAUGUGAAGCCUUCUGGCCGGCGCAAGCUGCGUGGCCUGUGGCUGGAGUUGGUAUUGCAGAUCUUCGAUUCCAUGGACUGCAUACCUUCCGACCUAGACCUCUUCUUCGAGUGCCAGGCGGCUACAGAGAAGAAUGGUGCCGUGUCGUUCGUGUUGCACCUGCACAAGUUCAAGGCAUGGCUGAAGCGCGACUACUUCUCAAAGCUGACGGACUGCACAUUCAACCAGUUCAAGGUGAUUGUCCAGGACAUGCUGAAGUGCCAAAUCCCUGAGGAGGCUUUGAAGGAAGAGGUCUUCGACAUCUGCCCUACCAUCCCAGACGAUGACCAGGGUGAGCUCCGAGCCAUCAGCGACCUUGGGGCCGCCCUCUUUGCAUACACCGACCACGGCUUGUGGUCGGAGGCCAUGCGUCUUGUGGCCAAGCGCCUGCUGGCCGCCGGGCCUGUCCGAGACUAUGCCCUCAACCACCUCGACGAUGAGUUUGCUGCUCAUGACGUGGCGAAGCGCGGCGUCUUGUCCAUCUCUGAGGCGAUGGACAUGCUCCAGAGUGUGGCAGUUCCGGGGCUGACGUGCUCAGACCUUGCCAGGCUCCUUGAGAAGGAACUGGGCAUAGAGGUACCCCGUGCCGAGCUCCACAAGUACUUCACAACGAUGGAUGUCAACGGUGAUGGCCUGCUCCAGGACGAGGAGUUCGUGCAGGUGAUUCGGUUCUUAAUGUUGGACUACUACCCACACCACAUCUUGAAACACCUGCACUUGACGCUGGGGCAAAUUACGCUGUUCGUGUUUGGGGCGCUCCUUGCGAUCGGCGUGGUGUUCCUCCUUGUGACACUUGUUAUAGACUUCUUCAAAGCAGGAGAAGACGUGGCGGCCACACUUCAUGGAGGCUUUAGCGCCAUCUUCGGGGUUGUGGGCAAAAGGCUCAGUGAUGAGGGUAUCGGUUUUGAAGACACCAUGAAGAACUUGGAACUCAAGCUCGAGUCGAUGAUGGUGACCGCACUCGUAAUGGUCCUUGGCCUCUCGAAAGAGAUGCAGGACGUGUUUCGAAGCGUGUUGACCUCGGCUGAAGAGCUCGCAGCAUCCAGAAGCUAA
Symbiodinium natans is the source of this 6372-nucleotide messenger RNA. The record is from the annotation of a GenBank genome assembly. NCBI's taxonomy places the organism in Eukaryota, Dinophyceae, Suessiales, Symbiodiniaceae.